AAGACGUUUGGAGACGCAUCGAAGAAGCUUGUUCCCGGUACCGGUAAGCCUUUCUGCUCCUUUAUUUGACCGCACUUUUCUCCAGUGAGUUGGAGCAGUAGCGGAAUGGGACGGCGGCUCUGGUGAGGCAGAGGAGGACUCCUGCGCUCCUGGAAAGACCGUGAGUCACAACGGAGCGCUUUGUGUCCGUAGACUGCGCGUAGCAGAGUGGUGGUAGCACUGCGGGGUCGUCCCCUCCUCCCCACCGCCCCCGUGUGAUCUGCUAUCAUAUGAUGCUCAUUUCUGUCUGCUGCCCGGGGCACAUUAUGACAGCUUUCCGUCUCUCUUUGUGCCUUUGUGUGUCCCAUCUCCGAAAGGUGUGGCCGAGGUGAUCCGCUUGGUGCUGGACGCUUUGACCGCAGAAGGCCGGCGUGGACGCCCCCACCUCCUUUUCCCUCUCCUCCUUCCCGAAAUCUUCCAGCCCCUGGUAUUUACCCUGCCGACAAAAGCACAAUCAAGAUGGGUCACAUGAAGUAACGGCGUGCGCCUGUACGAGGGAAAAGGAGGUGGCGGUCUUGGGCAAGUUUUUUUCAGCCGGGAAUGGUGUGAUCUGUGCGGCUAGCCAUUCUGGAUCGGACCGGGGACCCGUCUUUCCCCCGGAGUGUCCGUGGCUCCAAGCCACGUCCAGACUCCUCUAAGAUGGGGAAGUGCGACGGAAGAUGCACGCUGCUGGUGAUCUGCUCACUGCAGCUGGUGGCAGCCCUCCAGAGGCAGGUGUUUGAUUUUCUGGGUUACCAAUGGGCCCCUAUCCUGGCUAACUUCCUGCACAUCAUGGCUGUCAUUCUGGGCAUGUUCGGCACAGUGCAGUUCCGCUUCAGAUACCUCAUCUUUUAUGCAGUGUGGCUGGUCCUUUGGGUGGGCUGGAACUCUUUCAUCAUUUGUUUCUACCUGGAAGUUGGAAACCUGUCUCAGGACAGAGACUUCCUCAUGACGUUCAACACAUCGCUCCAUCGCUCGUGGUGGAUGGAGCAUGGUCCUGGUUGCCUGGUAACACCGGUGCUAGACUCUCGCAUUGCACCUGAUGACCACCAUGUCAUCACUGUCUCUGGCUGUCUGCUGGACUAUCAGUACAUCGAGGUACUGAGCUCAGCUGUUCAGGUCCUAUUGGCUCUCUUUGGCUUUGUGUACGCCUGCUAUGUGAGUAAAGUCUUCCAGGAUGAUGAGGACAGCUUUGAUUUCAUCGGUGGUUUUGACUCUUAUGGAUACCAGCCCCCUCAGAAGUCAUCUCAUCUGCAGCUACAGCCUCUGUAUACGGCUGGUUAAAGUUUGGUAGCGCCCCCUUAAGGCUAAACCAUGACAGUGUCACUGUGGAUGGAAAGUUGACCGGAUUACACUCACUCUGCGUGUCACAGUUUACCCAAGAUACAGACUUAUCUCAGCCAGAGGAGACCUGAAGUGAUGUGUGUGUACUUGUGUGAAGUACACAGCCCUGAUUUGAAUGUACAGCGCUCAGGGAUGAACCAGCAUGACAGUGUUCUGACAGAACAAUGCAGGACCGAGGAGAGCCAAGAACUGAGGACACCUCUGUCACUGGAGGCACUCUUCACUAAACUGCCAGCUCUCAACACUCCACAUGUGCUUGUAAUGUAUCUGUUUAACUGUGUUACUACGGACUAUAGCAGGGGCAUUGUAGUAGCACCUGGUUUAUAAUGCUCAGCAACACCCUAGUGUGGGCCACCGGUCGCAUAAUGAAAAGGCACAGCUUGAUGUUGUAUUAGAAUGUGGUGACAAAUUAGAGCAGUCUUAUGGCCGGGUCCCAAAGCCAUAGUCCCAAAAAAAUAUUUUUAGUAUGUUUAUAACUGUUCAGUGUGAUGACAGAUCCAAGGGCACUGUGUGAUCUAAGUAAAGAACCUUCAUCUAAUGGUGUUGAUUAGGUAUGCAGAUGACUUUGGGACCCUACAUUAGUGUGUCUAUGACUAUGGGGGGAGCAGUGGGGAUACUGUGCAUGUAAAUAACCAGCCAAUUAUGUUUCAUUGGUCCUAUUUAGAAAAGUGGAUGCUGUAGGGAUGGGAGACUUUUGUGGUCAUACCUGUUUUACUUCCCUCUCUUGAACGCUGCAAACCCAUCCACUGGUCUUGCAUCAGAGUCACACUUGAGUCUUGGACAAUACAUACAAAUAUGUUAUUCAGAUUGUAAUAGACCUGAAUAAGGUCUAUUAUAACCGUAUAACCGUUCUUUCAGCUCAACUUCUCAUUCACUGCACUAAUGCAGCAAGUUCAAAUAUGUUCCCACCAACUUAGCAUGGCAAUAACACAACAAUGUGUGGGAUAAGGAGACCGAAGAGACACAGGUAUGAGGUUAAGAGUGUCUUUGGGCAAAGUCCUGUUUGAAAUAAUAAAACACUUUGUACAAA
Messenger RNA from Periophthalmus magnuspinnatus, 2392 nucleotides. RefSeq names its product sodium/potassium transporting ATPase interacting 1 (gene nkain1). Lineage: Eukaryota; Metazoa; Chordata; Actinopteri; Gobiiformes; Gobiidae. The coding region runs from base 679 to 1302 and encodes 207 amino acids. The transcript has 7 exons. Gene Ontology annotation, biological process: regulation of sodium ion transport. The record is from RefSeq and is a predicted model, not a curated record.